CAUAGGUAGAAUGCUGCAAACCCAGGGGCACAGGGCAGAGAGAUCGGAAGGAAAUGAGCUGGCAGGGAGGGCAAAGUCGUGGGAGGAUCCUGCUGCAGGUGAAGGUCUCUGUACAACUGGUGAAUGGGAAUGAGUGUGAUGGGGAGGGUGAGUCAGCGAGGGCCAGAAGCCAGUGGAAGAGUCUGUGCUUUAACUGCCCUAACCAUGCUCUCGGGAUACACACAAGAGCACUCAGGUGCACACACUUCCAUGUGCACACCUGUUCACCCACCCAAGUACACCGACCCACAUGUACAUAGUCACACACUCAUGCAUGCAUGUGCACCCAUGUUCACACACACAUAAACACACAAGCGCACAUAGAACAUACACAACCCAGGUGCACACAGGCUCAUGCCGUCACACAAGCACACACAGACUCUCAGGCACAUAAGAGCCCAGUCAGAGCCGUUCACAACCCAUACAUGCUCCAUCGGUCACAGCCCUGCACAUACAAAGUACACACACAGUCAUAUAUUUGUAUACACACCGCAUUUGCAUGCACACUACAAACAUUCAGUUACAUUCUUGCACAUGUAUUUUCACUUUCACAUGCACACACAGAGAGACACACAUAUGUAUUCAAACACACAUGCAGAAUUCAUACCUGGAGAGAGAGAGAGACAUACACAGUUACAUGCAGUACAUACACACACUCAUGCCUGCAAACACACUAGUGCAUGCAGUGUGCACAGGCACACAUGCUAUUGCACGCGGCACACUCACACACUCCCCAUGCACCAGAGAUCCUCAGCCAUGAUAUCACUUAGACAAAUCAUUCAGCAGCAAAGCACUCCUGCUUCCCCCACCCUAGCAGUUGAGUGUGGUGCUCUGCAGAGAAGCAUGAUGGACUGUGGCAUCCUCACUCCCAGGAUUGCUUCAGCUCUUCACUGCAGCUCCUGGGCUUGACAGCAAAGCCAGGAGAGGAGGGAGGAUUACAGAGCAGAGCUGAAGCAACAGUCCACAGGGAGACUCUUCUCCUGCAGGGGAGGGAGGCCAGGCCAGGGUGAUGGCUGAGCUGCAGCCAGGGAAAGUGAUGCGGACGGGGCAAGUCCUUGCCUUCCUCUUGAUCAGCCUGGCCUACCUCUGGCUGCCUGCAGGCUCCAAGCGAGCCCCCAAGCUGCCCCCGUGUCCCCAGAGCUGCUCCUGCACCAGGGAUACUGCCUUCUGCAUCGACUCCAAAGCGGUCCCCAGGAACCUGCCCCCGGAGGUCAUUUCCCUGACCAUGGUGAAUGCAGCCUUUACUGAAAUCAAAGCAGCAGCCUUCGCUCACAUCCCCCUCCUGCAGUUCCUCUUACUGAACUCCAACAAGUUUACACUGAUCGGGGACGAUGCCUUCACCGGCCUCUCCCACCUGCAGUACCUGUUCAUUGAGAACAAUGACAUCCGCUCUCUGUCAAAAUUCACCUUCCGAGGACUGAAGUCCCUGACACACUUAUCCUUGGCCAACAACAACCUGCAGACACUGCCCAGAGAUAUCUUCACACCCCUGGACAUCCUCAGUGACCUGGAUCUCCGGGGCAACGCUUUCAUCUGUGACUGCAAAAUCAAGUGGCUGGUGGAAUGGAUGGAGAGGACCAAUGCCACAGUGCCUGCCAUCUUCUGCAGCAGCCCCAUCCGCUACCAGGGGCAGAAGAUCUGGGACCCGGCCCUGAAGGACUUCAGCUGCAUCACGACAGACUUUGUGGUGCACCAGGUCCUGCCAUUCCAGUCGGUGUCAGCUGAGCCUUUUGUCUACAGCAGCGACCUCUACGUAGCACUGGCACAGCCCAGUGCCAGCAUCUGCACCAUCUUCAAGUGGGACUAUGUGGAGCGCAAGCUACGGGACUUUGACCGCAUCCCUGCUCAUUCGGCCGUGUAUUGCAAGCCCAUCGUGGCCCAGUCGCAGCUCUACGUGGUGGUGGCACAGCUCUUCGGCGGCUCCUACAUCUACCGCUGGGACACCAACGUGGACAAGUUCAUCAAGAUCCAGGACAUGGACAGCAGGAAGAUCCGCAAGCCCAAUGACAUUGAGGCCUUCCAGAUUGACGGCGACUGGUACUUCGUCAUCGCCGACAGCUCCAAGGCCGGCUCCACCAGCCUCUACCGCUGGAACCAGAAUGGCUUCUACUCCCACCAGGCCCUGCACCCCUGGCACCGCGACACCGACGUGGAAUACGUGGAGAACGAAGGCAAGCCCCGGCUCAUCAUCUCCAGCAGCUCCCAGGCCCCUGUCAUCUACCAGUGGAGCCGUGCCCAGAAGCAGUUUAUGCAGCAGGGGGAGGUGGCCGAGGUGAUGGACGUGCAGAUGGUCAAGCACUUCAAGUUCAAGAAAGACAAUUACCUGUGCCUCAGCCGCUACAUCGGGGACUCCAAGGUGGUCAAGUGGGAGGGGCAGCGCUUCACCGAGCUGCAGACCCUGCCCUCGCGGGGCUCCAUGGUCAUGCAGCCCUUCCUGGUGUCCCAGCGCCAGUACAUGGCACUUGGCAGCGACUUCUCCUUCACCCAUCUUUACCUCUGGGAUGAGGAGAAGCAGAAGUUUCUCAAGUUCCAGGAACUCUCCGUCCAAGCGCCCCGGGCUUUCCACUACGUCCCCUUGGAGGACAUGGACCUUCUGCUGGCACCCAGCUUCAAGAGCAGCACACUGGUCUACAAGCACGUUGUGGUGGACCUCAGCUUGUAGGGGGGGUCCCUGCCACCUGCCCAGCUCCCUGCCUCACUCCUAGACACUGUGCAGAGAAAACGUUCUUCCACUUGCAACACCCCUGGAGCCGGGGACUCCAGCGCACUGCCUCGCCUCAGGCUAAGGCUUCCUGUCUGUGCCCAUGCACUGCCCCACUGCCAUAUCCAUGGACAAGUCCAGAACACACACAUACUCACACAGGCCCGUGAGUCCAUGCAUACCCAGCACACGUUCCAUCCAUGCACUCGAAUUCAGGAGUGUAUGCUCACCACAGCCAUCCCUCCAUAGAUAAACUCAUACGCAUACGCACAUGCCCUCCAGCAUCUCAUACACAUUACAUUCCUGCCCAUAGGCCUCCAGUGCGCGUACACUCCAACACCCCCAUGGACACCCCUUCGCCGUCUCCUAGCCAUACCAUAUGCAUCUACACUCACUCUUUACAUGUCCAUGCAAUCCCUGUGCACCCCAUAAACAAACACACAUUCCCGCACCCCUUAACCUCACAUUCAUCUCCCCGCAUAGAGCCUUAUAUUCAUGCCCAUAUACUGCUGUGCAUGGACAGCCACGUCCAUGUACACCCUCAGAUCCAUGCCUGUUCACAUCCACUCUGACUACUGCACCUUCCAUGCACACACAGCUACUCCCGUGUGCACAUUCUUAUCGGCGAACCCAGAUAUGGUGCACUGGCGGUGCACCACGCCAUGCUGCGUCUCCUAUCCACCGACACACAUGCAUACAUCCCUGUAUCUGUCACCCUGAACCCUCCCUGCAGUCCCCUCUGCACACAUGCUCCUGUCCCCAUACAGAGCGCCGGGUAGCAGGCCUGGAAGAAGAAAGUCCCUUGUCGUCACUUCUCCCGAACUCUUCCUGAAGCUUCUGCCGCACUUUCUGUAGCCAUCACCCAUAUUCAGA
Messenger RNA from Mauremys mutica (yellowpond turtle), 3613 nucleotides. Its product is annotated as leucine-rich repeat LGI family member 3-like. The transcript has 8 exons. Gene Ontology annotation, biological process: regulation of exocytosis. Gene Ontology annotation, molecular function: protein binding. NCBI's taxonomy places the organism in Eukaryota, Metazoa, Chordata, Testudines, Geoemydidae. The coding region runs from base 1049 to 2701 and encodes 550 amino acids. Gene Ontology annotation, cellular component: synaptic vesicle. The record is from RefSeq and is a predicted model, not a curated record.